AUGAGUUUCGCUGAACAAGAAUUGGAUUUAUUUGGGGAAGAGUACGAAGAAGAGGAUGGCAAUAAUGGUGCUCGCCGAUCAUCCCCGUCCUCCUCACAAUCAUCAUCGUCGUCUUCUGGCUCAUCUUCGUCAUCUUCAUCAUCAGCCGCAGCUUCAUCUUCUUCAGACGGCAGUGAUGGCGAAGAGAGCGAUGGAGGACGCGGCGCUGGAGGCAGUAGGAGCGCCAGCAGUGGAGGGGAAGAGGAGGGUGUUAGAGAAGUGGAAAAUAAUAAUCAGUAUUAUAGUAAUUAUAAUGACAAUAACCGUGAAAGGGGUUAUGAUAUCUACGAAGAAGAAGAAGAAGAAGAGAGAGAUCUUUUUGGUUCUGAUAAUGAAGAUUAUGUUAAAACCACUGUUACUAGUCCUUACCCUAUUCCUGUGUUGCCUGCCAUACGCCAUCCACACAAUCCGGGUAGGGGGAACUUUGGACGUGGUCGUUGGCAUAAUAAUAGAGGAGCAGGCCUCCUUCCCCGGCCAGGAUUUCCACCCAGGCAGGGUUAUGGCUAUGGUUCAAAAUUUGCAAAUGGUCAUCGUGAUGAAAGAUUUGUUUCUGAACUGAAGUUUUCCAAGAGUGAUGAAACAUUAUCGAGAAAAUGUGUUGCCUUUCAGGAGCCAUGUGAACUUGCCUGCUAUAGUCGAAUUGAGGGUGGGGAUGUCUGCUUUGAUGAUCGCAGCUUGAGACUUUUCAAGCGUCUUAUUUCAGAAGAUGUUGGAGCUGAUCUGAAUGAAGGCUUUGAUACUUUUAUUGAGAAAAGGGAUUUGGGCUCCCAGGGUUUUGGUGACCUUCUGGCAUGCAUAAGAGACAAAAACAUUCCACUUCAAAAUAUGCAUUUUGUGACUUUCCGCAAUAACCUUAACAAGAUACUGACAACUGCUUAUAUGCGACAUGAACCUUGGGAAAUGGGGGUGCACAAAAGGAAUGGAGUUGUCUAUCUUGAUGUGCAUAAACUACCAGAAAGGCCGCAAAGUGAGUUGGAGCGUAGAAGAUGCUAUUGGGGAUAUUGCUUUGAGAGUCUUGCCACUGAAGAUCCAAGGAGAGCUGAUGGAGAAGGGAUACAUCAUGUUGAUGCCAACGUUGAAUAUUGUUCUGUGAUUAAAACCAAAUUAGGGGCUCAUCGUAUUCUGAUGGGUGCUGAAAUGGAUUGUUGUGAUUCAACUGAUAGUGGGAGGAGGUUUUAUGUGGAGUUGAAGACUAACCGCGAGAUAGAUAAUUAUCAUCAAGAGGAAAGAUUCGAGAAAGAGAAACUGCUGAAGUGUUGGAUUCAAGCUUUUUUAGCAGGUGUUCCUUAUAUCGUUAUUGGAUAUAGGGAUGAUGCAGGCCGACUUGUCCGCACGGAGAGGCUAACAACCAAGGAUAUAACACAGAGAGUAAAAAUGAAAAACUACUGGCAGGGAGGUGUGUGCCUAGCGUUUGCUGAUGAGGUAUUAUGCUGGCUUUAUGGGACAGUAAAAGAAAAUGAAGAUUACAUAUUGCAGUUUGCUCCGCCUUUCACACGUUUAGAGCUUCUACAAGCCCAAUCUUGCCCUGAUGCCAUCACCAACCAUUACAACUAUGGCUUCAUAUCUGAUCAGGUGACGUGUCGGUGUUCUUUUAUCCGACAACAAAACACCGACUUCAACGAGCAAAAAAGACAGACACUUGAGAAAGAGAGAGGAGAGAAACAAAUCAGAAAGAAAUUCAUUUAUCAGAAACAAAAGAAAGGAAAAAUGCAGCAGCAGCCAGAGCAGGGAAAAGAAGUGAGGAAAGAAGCAAUGGAGAGCAUGACAGAGAGGCUCUCUUUAUUGGAGGACCUCUAUUUCCCUCGCGCUUUACAAUCUGACGCCACUAAUCCCUCUCAACGCAAGUCUCUCCUCCUCGACCUCCUCUCUCGCGAUGCCGCCGUUUUCUUAGAGAGAUACGGAGCACAAUUGAACUCUGAGGAGCUACGGGAAUUUGAUAUACUGAACGAGGACUAUGAGAUAAACUGGCACCUGAAAAAUCUUAGAACCAAGAUGAGUCCGACUUUGGAGGAAUUGAAGUCGAGGUCUGUGACGGUGAAGAACCGGAGAUUGGCUUACUUGGAUAAACUGAUACUUGAUGGGAAGUACUUCUCAGAGGAUGCAAUGAGGGAGAGAGAGCCGUAUUUGCAUCAUGAGUUUGUUGGCAAGUUUCAGGAUCCAACCGCUAGGGGAAUGGCGAGGCCAGGAGAGAGGUGGUCGGAGACGUUGAUGAGGAGGUGUGAGGAAGCCAUUUUGAUUUCCAAGAUUAGGGAGGAGCAGCAGAGGUUGGGUGUGGAUGAGAUGGAAUGGGUGGGUAAUGAGAGGAACCAACAGCAACAAGAGGAGGAGGAGGAGGAGGAGGAAGAGGAAGAAGAAAGUGAUGAGGAAGAGGGGAAUGAAGAAGCAAAGAAGGUUAACGGUGGUGUGAGUUCCACUGAGAUGCCAGAAGAGAACAAGCAUGCUCAAUCAAGUAAGGCAGAGGAUAAUGUGGUGGCAACUUUAUCGGCUGAAGAGAUGGGAGAUAUGAUGGACCAUUUUACCUAUAUCAUGCACCAAAAGUUCCUUGCUGGGGAAGAUCAUCAGCACUUAGAUUACUCAAAAAUAGAUGAGGAUGAGACCUUGGAUGAUCACUGGGUGAGGGAAGCGAACCAUGAUGCCGAGGAUAAGUAUUUUGCUGAAGAUGAAAAGGAUGGCUCCGAUGAUUUUGUGGAGCUGCACUAA
This is a messenger RNA of Dovyalis caffra, 2739 nucleotides long. The record is from the annotation of a GenBank genome assembly. NCBI's taxonomy places the organism in Eukaryota, Viridiplantae, Streptophyta, Magnoliopsida, Malpighiales, Salicaceae.